AUUCAUUUAGAAUUUAAGAAUUUACGCUAAGAAAGUGUAUUUGAACACCAACUAUUUUUUUAGAAUAUGAAAUUCUAUUGAAAGUUAUCAAUAUAAAAUCAAAACAAAAAAAUUGGAAGGAGUUUUCAUUCAAAAUGUUUGUUUUCCAGCGCAGCGCCAUCUUGUGUAAUUUCUUUCAGUUGAAUGAACCGAAGCGGAUGGAAAAAUCGGUGUUAGUUUUUCCCUUUGAAAUGUGUGUUGACUGGAAGUCAUAAUUUUCCAGUGUUGUCGUCUAGCGUACGAGAGAGUUUUCCGACAUUUGUACAUUCCGUAAAUCAGUCUAACGCAAUGCUUCAUGGUGAACAAACAUGAAUGAGCACUCACUCCAAUUCGCAUAAUUAUCGGAUAAAUAACAAGAGCCAAAAAAAAACAACAACAACAACACCUAUAAAAUAUUGUGAAAAUAAGUCCAUAAAACACACAAUUUCGGAGGUAAAACGAGUGAGAUUAUCCAAUUUAGUAAUUGUUCAUGAAUAAUUGUGCUAUUUGUGGACAAUGAUAUAGACAGAUAGUGAUAAUUUCAUCGAGAGAGCUCUGUUUACGUGAAACAAAGACAAGAAAACCCAAUAAAAUUCGUCGAAACGUUUAAUGUGUUUCGUUCGUUGAAGAAAAUUGUGACACUUUUUCCUCCAUUCAAGCUCGAAAUUCGUGUGGCAAUUUAUACCGAGAAAAAAAUCCUGCACCACGCAUUAUAAAGAAAAAAGCAAUAUAGUUGAUGGGUGAUUUGUUUGAUAGAGAAACGCCAAGCCCAACGAAACGCAAAGAAACGACAACAUUAUUGCUGAUGAUAACAAAAAAAAUCCAACGAAUUUGGACGGAGCCAUAAAAUAUCGCCUUUCGAAACCGUUUGUAAAUUUAGUGUGCAAAAGGAAAAAUACCGCAUUGAAAAAAUGCCAAAUCGUGUUUACAUGCGUAUUCGCCAAUGUGAAUGAACUAUUGUGUCGUGCAGCAAAAUGAAAUAACAAAAAAAAAACAGCGACAGAGAGUGUCACGGGAUUGAGUUUUAGAACAAAAAUAUAUAUCUAUCUAUAAAACGUGAACAUUUUCGUGAAGUGCACCACUGUAACUUUCUUUAAGUAAUUGUCUAUCCGUUUUCUUUUGUCUGCUGAAGUGCAAGUGUCUCUCAAUAGAGAGGAGUAGAAAAGUGUUGAGACUGAACAUAAAAAAAAACAACAAAACGAAUGAAACAAAAGAGAGGCACUCAGCCAUACGGUGGAUAUGUGGUUCACCUGGAUUAAUAAUACUCAAUCAGGAUAAAGCAGGAAAAACUGGAGAGAUACGUAUACAAAAGAGUGUAAAAAACAGUGUUUAUAUAACCAAACCAGGUUUGUUAGUCAUCGAUCUGUGUUUGUUCAAAAGUUUUGUGCUCGGGGAUUUUGUAGUGUGUUCACACGGCUGGUAAACCAUUCUAUUUGCCAGUUCUAUUCGAAUUUCAUUCAAACCGCUUCUAUUAUGAUGAAAUAAACAAGUAUAAAGUUAAUGAAUCGAUAAGAUAAACCGAAAUCGUAACCACUCACUUUCAAUCGAAUUUUCAAAACUAAAUUCUAAGGCAAAAAAGGCAUCAAGCUGACUGAAAAACGCGCAGCCACGGAGGACGAGCACUUGAAUAUGCUGGAUCCAGUGACAAACGAAAUUAUUUACGCAUCAAAUGGAUGUGAUGAGAUACAUGAGUCGGAAGAUACGGGCAACGAAGAUGUCAACGAUGACAAUAAUCUAGAAUCGAAUAUUCGACGACGCAAAGGGAAAAUCAUAUCGUGUGCCAAAGAAACCAUCGAACAAGCUUCCAGACAAAUACGACGUCGAGUACCUUAUGCUGGCCAUUUAAUGACACCACGUCGCUUAUGGUUGAACAAAAUACCAACGUUGUGUGAUGUGGUUAUUGAAUUUCCAGGUGACGCACCUGAUGAGGCACUAAGAUGGCUAUUAUCACGUAUUCGAGCACAGCCACCCAUUGGGCUGGGCCUACAAACAACGGUCAAAGCGCACGAGAGCACAAAGUGUACGGCAUUUUAUGUGUCAGCUCCAGCGAACAUUUUGUAUCGGGCGGCCGAAGAAGCGCGACUUCCGAAACGAUUGCGAUCCGAUUUGGGUGGUACGCUGCGAGAGUUUACGUCACGUGAAUGUCAUUGCUUUGCUCAAACAAAGAACCAAGAUGGCACGGCCGCAUUGUUCACAUCACAAGAAAGACAGUGGCUGGUUCUUCAAGUUUUACAAGGUCUUCGAGCCGGUACCACCGAUUUGACAGCGUUACAGGGCAGAGCAAGCGUCGAAGACGGACAAAGUAUAGUCGCGGCCUGGCAACAAAGUGGUUUAAUCCAUCAGAUUUUUCCAUUACACGAAACAAGCGCCUUAACUAGUUUGCAAUUAAAUUGGGUACGAAAGCUAUUCAGUGCACAGCCUCUUGAUGCCAUUGCUGAGUACUUUGGGGUCAAAGUUGGAUUGUAUUUCGCAUGGUUAGGUCAUUAUACGUGCGCACUGGGUGUACCAGCGAUAUUUGGCACCAUUCUAUGGGCAGCACUGUACAACAGUGGACAAAUCGCUCAAGAUGUUGGUCAUGUGAUAUUCUCUUUAUUUAACGUUGCCUGGGCAUCACUGUAUUUGGAAGCAUGGCGACGCUAUUCCGUUGAGCUUGCAUUUCGAUGGGGAACGCUUUCAACGCCACCAGAUUUAUUAGAACCACCUCGACCAUUGUACAAAGGUAAAUUGGAUGUGAGUUCAGUGACUGGGCGACUGGAACCAAAAGAAGCGCCAGCAUGGCAACGGCUUGCAUUUCGCUAUUUAGUGAGUUUUCCAAUUAUCGGUCUGUGCUUGGCAUUAGUGUUCGCUGUCAUGUUCACCAUGCUACAACUUCAGGAUUGGGCUGAUGCCAAAUUACCAGAAAAAGGCUUAUUCAGUUGCCUAAGCGUGAUACCCAAGGUUUUAUUGGCGGGCGCAAUAACAUUAAUGGACGAAGCUUAUUUUAAAUUAGCCGUUUGGCUUAACGAUAGAGAAAAUUAUCGGCUUCAAUCGAAAUACGAAAAUCAUCUGAUUGCAAAAGUGGCGCUGUUUCAGUUUGUGAACUCGUUUCUGUCAUUGUUCUACAUUGCCUUUUAUUUGCGUGAUCAAGACAAAUUGAAGGAGCAACUGGCCGGACUUUUAAUAUCUCGACAAAUUAUCGGAAAUUUACGUGAGUCUGUGUUUCCGUACUUUAUGGAACAGCUCAAACUUGCCAAGUUGAGCUUUGCAUUGGGUGGUGCAUUUAGCCCAACACAAGAACCAGCUAAACCAAUCAGCAACGAUAGCAAGAAAAAUGAUGAUAUCAAGGAAACUAAUAACACAUCGACACCAGGCACACCGAAGCGAACGAUUGGCCAAGCUGAAAUCGAAAGUUCGUACUAUAAAUAUGAUGGCACAUUCUCUGAUCAUUUGGAAAUGCUCGUACAAAUGGGUUAUGUGGUCCUGUUCUCUGCUGCAUUCCCUUUGGCUGGCGUAUGUGCGUUAGCGAAUAAUUUAUUGGAAAUUCGUUCGGACGCUUUCAAAUUGGUACAUGUACACCAGCGACCGUUUGGGCAACGUGUUGCCAAUAUUGGAACAUGGCAAACGGCACUUAGUUUCUUGAGUUUGGCCGCUGUGAUUGUGAAUUGUGCUUUAAUCGGUUUAUCGGGACAGGUUUCACGACUAUGGCCGGGCUUAAGUGCAGCUCAAACAAUUAUAUUGAUUGUUGCAUUGGAACACGUUAUGCUUGGCCUAAGGUCAGCGCUCACUUGGAUUUUGCCCGAACUGCCAACGUGGCUGGCAGCGGAAAUUGCUCGCGCCGAACAUUGCAGACAUGAAAUGCAGGUUAAAGGUACUUCACCCAGACAAACUCCACCAACGCCAUCGUCAAUGGCAUCCGUUUCACGGCCAAAUGACGAUCAAGAGGAAACAACACCGUACACAGAACUCAACGAUCAACUUGACGAUGAAAUCACUUUCAUACCAAUUAGCCCAAGGGCGACCAACUUCAAUGUACAUGACAUUUUGAAUGCGAACAUUGAAGCAGAUGUCAGCAUUAAUGAAGCUUUGAACAAGGAAUUCACACCAGAUUCGCCCGUUGUUCAGCAAUUGAGUAAGCCACCUUUUGAAUCGCACACCAGAGUGUCGAUGCAGAAUUUACGCCUGGAAAUUCCACCGUAUGCCGGCGCAUGUAAAAAUUGCAAGCAGAUCAUGAAAAUCGAAAUACCUCCAUUUGGCGGAAAUCGAAAAAUGCACGCUUUACCAACCGGGCCAUCAACAAGCGCCUCGUUUCGAGUAUCAUCGCAGCCGAUGAAAAUAUUGGAAAUUCCACAGUAUCGGAAAAAUCAAUUGAAUCAAAAUCCAACAGCGAUAGUGAAUCCAUCGCCGCCGCGUGGCAUUCCGGAAAUUCCAGCAUUCAAGCCGAGAAACUCGAAUGACUGGCAACCAAAUGCGAUCGAUAAUAGCAAUCAGGAAUUCCAACAGCUGCACAUACCGCCAGCAAUGAAUUCCGAUCUAGUGCGUCGUUUGAAAAAUUCUGAAUCAACAUCGGUUCAUCGAAGUAUUGAUUGCAUUGUGGCCGGCAGCAAGGAUGCACACACCGCGAAAGCGGAUUCAGCAAUGAAAGUGGCACCAUCAUGGACAAAUGUCGCACAACGAUCCGAAUCGAUAUCAAGCACAACCGGAGUCGUUCGGUCUAGUGGCUCGAAAAAGUCAUCAAUCGAUGACGAAACAAAAGCUGCUGAGCUAGCGGCGAAGAAGUCCCGCGUCAAGCAGAGCCUGAUUAAACGAGCGAGAUCCGUGGCCAUAUUCUCAUUGAAACUCAAGGAACGACGAGCUCGAGAGGCUGAAAAACAAGCAUACAAUCUUGCUGAACAGGAAAAAGCAAUGAAUCCACAACCGCCCGGAGGAGAGCUUGACAUGAUUGGCAUCGAACAACUCAUCCAAAUCGACGAUAUUCAAAAUAACAAAUAGGCUGAAAUUCAAUUGAACCAAGCAUUGGAAAUGGGGCAUUAUGAAAAAAUGAUGAAGCUACAGCACAAACGGAACGGAACGUAAAUCAAAAUCGAAGGUCAACCAUGAGAAGAAUGACACAUGCACACCAUUAGAGGCUGUAGAAAAACUGAAAUAAAACUCCGAUUUUUUAAUCAAGAGAACGAUUUUAUCCAAUAGAAACUACAUGCAAAUUAAAAUAUAGAAUAAAAAAACAGUAGAAUAGCAAGCCAUAGUACAUACAGGAUAGUGAGAGGCAAGCAAAAUUUAAACAAGGCCUAUUAGCUCUACCCUUGAAAUUGUCUGAGAUUGAAAAUAUUGUUGAAAUUGAAUCAGGGCUUCAAAGCAGCAUUAUAAUUUUUCCGCUCUUGCGAAAAAAUAAAAUAUACAGAAAUAUAUAUAGAACAUCCCUAAUCACCCUCUUGAAAACUGCUUGAAUUUAGAGCAUUCAAUUUACGUUGCUAACAAUAAAAAAAAACACAGAAAAUAUUCGGAGCUUCUUUCGGAAUUGAUUUUUAGCCAAUGAAAACGUUCAUAAUAAUACUAGAGAAGAAAAACACACACACAACUAAUUAAAAUAGACUAUCGAUAAUUCUGUGAAUUAUCAAAAACAAAAACAAAAAACAAAGGGGAAUCAUUGAACAAAAAAUAAACUAGGUGAAAAUAUGUAUUUAGCAAAUGCAAGAAUUAGCUGAAGAUGUUAGACCAAUGCAAAGAAUUAUUAUCUCGAAUACUGUGCCUGCUUUUUUGGAAAGUGUAGGGAAUCAAACCAAGGAACAUUAAUGCGAGAAUGUUUGAAUAUAUCGGUACAUUUUUCUAAGUAAAAAUGGCAGUCAAAAUGGAUCUUAAAGCAAAAUGCUAACUUUUAGUCGUUAGCCGGACUGUUGAAUAUUCAAUAUGGCUAAAUUUCAAGAGAAAAGAAUGAAAAGACAAGAGCAAUAUUUGAUCCGGUUUGAAAUUGGUAGAAUGAUUGCAAUAAUAUCAAAGUACAACACAGAUACACACGUCCAACAAAUGUGAUGUCCGAACCAUUUUCAAAAGUGAUCCGCGUGAAAAAUAAUACCACACCGAGUUAAACAUGUGAUCAAGUUCACGUUGUUGUAAAAAGUGACCAUUAAUCGUGUUUUUAAUGUAGCGACCACUCCCAAUCGUUUGACGGCGUCAUGAGAUGUCGUGUGUUUGACCUUUUGGUCAUGCUCCAAAAUCUACUGGAUUUCACAUUUUUUUCUCUUUUAAUUUGUUUCUUGUUCGGCUGUUAAUCAAAUUUUUAUAUUUUCGCUUGACAUCAUCGACAAUAGCUAAAUGCUCAUAUCUAAUGCAUGGUGAUCGUAUUGUAUGUAUGUGUGCGCGCGCAAAAACUAAAAUUACACCAACAGAACACGAAAUCUCCAUUUUUUUUUCUCUAAACAUUCUAUACCGUGAACCGUAUAAAUUAUAUGUAAACAAUCCCAAAAUACUAAUAAAAAUGUUAUAAAAACGAGUAAUAGCGCAGCAUGGAAUUUAGUGGAAAUACGGUAUUAAUGCAUAGGCAUAUAGACAACAACUGAGUUGAGACACAAAAUGAUAGAUCUGCAAAUAAAUCAAAAUCAAAUCGAAUAAAACUCCCAUUUUAUACAUAAUAAAUAGUUAGCGAUAGAGAAUGCACACUAUGGAAAUGAUUCCAAAUUAAAUGAGAAAUAAAUCACAUUUUAAACCACAAAAAA
Messenger RNA from Sitodiplosis mosellana (orange wheat blossom midge), 6707 nucleotides. RefSeq names its product anoctamin-8 (gene wwk). Gene Ontology annotation, cellular component: plasma membrane. Lineage: Eukaryota; Metazoa; Arthropoda; Insecta; Diptera; Cecidomyiidae. Gene Ontology annotation, molecular function: chloride channel activity. Bases 1648 to 4986 code for a protein of 1112 amino acids. The record is from RefSeq and is a predicted model, not a curated record. Gene Ontology annotation, biological process: chloride transmembrane transport. The transcript is spliced from 15 exons.